Molecule: messenger RNA, 4477 nt
Organism: Tyto alba (common barn owl)
Lineage: Eukaryota; Metazoa; Chordata; Aves; Strigiformes; Tytonidae
Gene: POLK
Product: DNA polymerase kappa
Exons: 15
Coding region: 338-2938 (866 amino acids)
Biological process (GO): error-prone translesion synthesis
Cellular component (GO): nucleus
Molecular function (GO): damaged DNA binding; DNA-directed DNA polymerase activity
Source: RefSeq, a predicted model, not a curated record
GGUGCUGCCGGCGCCCGGGUGAAGCGGGCGGCGAAGGGCGGGCCGUCCCGCCAUAGCUAAUGGCUCUCUGGCGGGCCGCACCGCCGCUCCCCGGGGACAAGAGACCGCCGCGGCCCUCGCCCCGCGGGUGGCCGUGAUCGCGGCUAGGCGCGGCCGCGGGUGGGCUCGGCAGUCCGCUGCUUCCCGGACGACGGGGCGCCUUUGCGCCGCCCGCUUUCCUUUUGCUUCACUGGCUGUGCCCAGAGGCGUGGGGUGAGCAGAGAGGGAAGUGCUGAUCAGUAGUCUGCCUCAGCGAGGUAUUAAGUCUUAAAAGAGGUACUUGUUUUCAAGAAGUACAAUGGAUAACGUGAGAAAAGUUGGUAGCAACUCAUGCAGUGAUGGAGUUCUACUUAGAAUGGGCCUCAAUGAUAACAAAGCUGGAAUGCAAGGUUUGGAUAAAGAGAAGAUCAAUAAAAUCAUCAUGGAAGCAACCAAGGGUUCUAGAUUUUAUGAAAAUGAACUUAAAAAGGAUCAACAAGUUAACCAACGAAUUGAAAAAAUGAUGAAGUUAAAAGAGAAAAUUACGACACAAGAGCUCUUGAAAGCACAGCUACAGGUGGACAAACUUGUCACGGAGCUGGAACAGAGCCGUAACCUUAGCAGUACGAUUGUACACAUUGACAUGGAUGCCUUCUAUGCAGCUGUAGAAAUGAGAGACAGUCCAGAGCUAAAGGAAAAGCCCAUAGCAGUGGGAUCAAUGAGUAUGUUGUCCACCUCAAAUUACCAUGCUAGGAGAUUUGGUGUACGUGCAGCCAUGCCUGGAUUCAUUGCUAAGAAGCUAUGUCCACAUCUAACUAUAGUACCAUUAAACUUUGAAAAAUAUGGCAAAGUGAGUAAAGAGGUUAGAGAAAUACUGACUGAAUAUGAUCCCAAUUUUAUGCCUAUGGGCCUAGAUGAAGCCUACCUGAACAUAACAGAGCAUUUGGAGGAAAGACUGAACUGGCCUGAAGAUAAAAGAAGAUUCUUUCUUAACACAGAAAGCACUAUGGAAAAAAACAAAGAUGAUAUAAAUAUGGCUGCCAAAUUUAAUGAAGGUGGAUACUCUUCUUCACCAGUACUGUUUGAAGACAGCACACCUCUGAUAGAUGACCACCCUGAGCAAAGAGAUCAAUCAGUGGAAAAUUCAGUUGUCUUUGGAACUUCUGCAGAAGAAGUUGUGAAGGAAAUUCGCUUUAGGAUUGAGCAGAAAACUCAACUGACUGCUAGUGCAGGAAUAGCACCGAACACAAUGUUAGCAAAAAUGUGCAGUGAUCGUAAUAAACCUAAUGGACAAUGCAGAAUUCCUCCUGAGAGACAAGCAGUGCUAGACUUCCUAAAAGAUUUGCCCAUUAGAAAGGUGCCAGGUAUAGGAAAAGUAACAGAGAAGAUGUUAAAAGCUCUUGGAAUUGUGACUUGCUCAGAACUUUACCAGCAGAGGGCACUACUUUCUCUUCUUUUUUCAGAAGCAUCUUGGCGUAAUUUCUUGGAUAUUUCCCUUGGUUUGGGUCCAACACAUUUGGAAAAGGAUGGAGAAAGAAAAAGUAUGAGCACUGAAAGAACAUUCAGUGAAAUAAACACAGCAGAAGACCAGUACAUCUUGUGUCGAGAACUCUGCAGAGACCUUGCGCAAGAGCUACAGAAAGAGGGACUUAAGGGUAAAACUGUUACCUUGAAGCUAAAGAAUGUGAACUUUGAAGUAAAAACGAGAGCUUCAACUGUACUGUCUUCUGUUUCUACUGAGGAGGAAAUAUUUGCUGUUGCUAAGGACUUGUUAGGAACAGAAAUUGACAGUGUUGCUCCUCACCCUUUACGGAUAAGACUUAUGGGUGUACGAGUAUCAGGAUUUCUAAGUGAAGAAGAGAAGAAGUACCAACAAAAAAGCAUUACAAGUUUCUUGAAGUCAGGAAAAGAAAUUGGUUUUCUUAGGCUUCAGCCAGGGAAGUCUAACCAAGAAUACCUCAGCAAAAAUUCAGAAGCAUCUCCCAGAGGGAGUUUUUUUGAUAAAAAGCGAGCUGCAAGGCAGCUAAACAGUGAGACUCUAUCUCCAAAUGAAACUGUAGGUAAGCAGCUCUUUCAUGAUAGGAAAACAUCAGCAAAUUCUGUGGAAGAAACAAAGAAAGUCAAAGACUUACAUAAUUCUGAUACGUGUAAGAUCUUCACCUGCCCUGUUUGCUUCGAGGAGCAAAGCAGCAACAAUUUGGAAGAGUUUAAUAGGCAUAUUGAUGAAUGCCUCAAUAGGACUCUUGUUAAAGGUACUAUGGAAAUAUCCAAGAAUGACAAUUCAAGAGAAAAUACACUUAACUUUCUUCCCCAAUUUAAAAAUGAAAAUGUUGAUGAGUGUCAAAAAAAUAAAACAGAUCAAUUAGCAGGAACAGAUGAGUGUGCAAGUACAUCUGACAAUUCUACUAGCAAUAGCACAGAAAAAUUCACUCAGAUAAUAUCCGACACACGUCACAGAGGAAGACAGCCUAGCAAUCUCAGUGAUAUUGCUAGAAACGCGUGUAUGAAAUAUUGUCUCUUCACCAAAAGAAUUUCACAAGACAAGGAAGACCAUUUUGAAAAGACUGAACAUACAGAAGAAACUAGUUCAUCCUGUUUCUUUGAAGCCAAAGAAGACAGUGUUCUUGUUUGUCCAGUUUGUAAUUCAGAACAGAAAACCAGCAGUCUUGUGUCAUUUAACAGACACGUGGACGUCUGCUUAAAUAAAGGACUUAUCAAGCAGCUGACAGAAAAAAAAGAUUUUCCUACUAAGACUUAUAAUAUGGAAAACUCAAACAGAGUUGGAGGUUUAAGCAGAGGACAGCAAUGCACAAAUCCGUCACAAGGAGCAAAAAGGUCUGGACUCACAAGUUCACAGUCAGUAUCAAAAAAGGCCAAGUCGAGCAAUUCCAAGCAUACAAUUGAAAUGUUUUUUAAAUAACUGUGUAACAACAUAUUCUGUAUGAAGUAUUUCACAGUGUUUUAUGACUGCAGAUCAAUUUAGCAUGACUUCUCUCUGCUGUUCAGCAAACAGAACAGGGAGAUUAGAGCUGCCAUUUAGCAAGCCUGUAGGGCGAGCUCCCUAGAAAGCAGGAAUCAUUAGCUAGGGUGCCACACUGUGCUUACCUAAGUCGCUCUUCCCACACUUGACCUGCCAUCUUCGCUGUUGAUUGUAUUGGCUGUAGUAGCUAUAGUAGUUCAGUCUGUGACACUUCCUUGGGCAGUUCAACACCAAAUUGAAUUGCGGUAUUAGCUGUGUGAUAAAAAAGAAGAGCUGAGUUGCUUGAUUUCAGCUUGUAAAUGUCUGUCUUCUCAGUAGACACAAAAAUGGAUUGGUCUCACAGUUUCAAAAGAAAAGAGCAAGAAUGUAGAGCAUAGUUAAGCUUUCAUUGUUGUCACUGAAAUGACUUCAUUAAGAGCUGAUGGACUAACCCUGAAGGACUCAUUGUGAUGAGAUACAGGAUGACUUCACUGAUUUAAAAAAUGUUAAUAAAACUUCUGGUGAGAGAAUUCCGCCAGUUUAGUCAGACAAAUGCUGUUUGACCCUUGACCUUUCCAAAGAGACCAAGAACAUUGAUUUUCUUCGCAAUUGUGAAAUUGUUACUGGUCAGUAGUACUAAGUUUGAUCUGAAUAAAAUGUCUCAUGGUGCAAUAACAGUAAGAAUGAUGUGCAAAUAUGCAAGAUGCUGAACCUUCUUAUUGUUUACCUAUCUUUCUCUUUUAAAUUACUUUGUAUUUCUGAAUAAACAAUAUUUUACGAUUGCAUAUGUGGAAGGAGAAAGUUGUAAAGUGCAAAUAUUUAAAAUACUCUGUUUAGGUUUUUUUUCUGUUCACACCAAAUUGCUUAAAUGUAGACAUCUUAUUAUAAUUAAAUAUUUAUGAGGCUAAUAAUUUAUGACAGCAUAUUUCUUAUAAGUUAUACAAUGCCAAACCCUGUAUGAAAUAUGAACUACUUUUUAAUUGCAGAAUCUUUAAAAGAAGUGGCUACUAUAGAGGCAUCUGUUGUGUUGUUUAACUGUACUGGAAGCACUUUGGCAUUUGCUUGUUUUUAAACAAACAAAUGUGUACCAGGUAUGUUUUAGAUGCCCAGGCAAAGUCCAGAAUGUGCUGCUUUGUUUCCAAACUUGCUGGAAUAAUUUCACCAUCUCUUCCUGCUCAUCUGUUUGUUUGCCAGAUGCCACUGUACCCACAGUUCUAUCAUUUGCAUUCAUGUUAGUGCUCCUGUAUCUGCUUUGGACCAAAUCAGCUGGACUAGUUCAGACUGUGUAAGCUGACUCAGUUGACUUUUUCUGAACCAGGUCAGUGAGCAUUCAGCAUAAGCUCUUCUGUUGACAGAGGUGGGAGCUGGAAACUUUUGGUGGGAAAGACAUAAAAGCAACUGAGGGAACAAUGACUUAAGCUAUCACUGCUGUUUAGAAAGUGAAUACCUGUCCCUGUGUUAGUAUGUAUCUGUCUGAUUCAAUAAAGUGUAGAAUCUAAA